GCGAAAGAUAACAAUGAUUUUUAAUAAGAUUAUCUGUUCUAACUUUUAUUAAUGGAAAUGUUGAAAUAAAGUAUUUUCAUUUUCAGAUUUAGUUCAUCACAGCAAAGGAUUGUUGCCUAACCGCGAAGAAGCUUACUAGUUCUUUACCAUGGCUAAAAUUAUGGUUUUUCUUUCGUUCCUGCUCGGAACGGUAUUGGUAACUGUAGAUACUUUCCCAUCAGCCGAUUCUCAAUCCGACUUCACAUGGGCUCCACGAUGUCCAACGUCAUCCUCUGGAAAGAUUCCUCGCUUGAUACCGGAUCCCACUAACUGCAGAAGUGCCUUCAUAUGCAGUGACAAAGGGCCUCUCAGGUACUUUUGCCCCAGAGGACUCGUCUUCCACGCCACAGAACAAGAAUGCGUUCUGCACAAAUCCUGCAUAAAAGAAUCUGAUGAAUAUACAGCAUUCAUGUCCUGUCCGGAGAAAAACGGAAGAGACAUUGUUUCAUUUGCGCAUCCCACAGACUGCCAAAUGUAUUACUUGUGCGACCACGGGAUUGCUUACCCGAGGCGAUGUCCUUCCGAUCUGCAUUACAACCCGGAGUUGAGAGUCUGUGAUUUUUCAUGGAGAGCGAACUGCAAAGCACGUUUUCUUUCGCUGCAGCCAUGAUAAUAGUCAGAGUACCUAAGAAAAAAGGAAGAAAAAGUUUUAUCUUUUCUUCUGAGAAUGGCUUUAAUUUACAAGAAAGAAGACUUUUAGAAACUUUUCGAAAAAUGUAGCAUGAGGAGAUCACAUUCAUAACUCACAAUAUUUAAAUUUCAUCUCAUUUCACAUCCUUUAUAUGUUGUUUGUUUAUCUUUUUUUUUAUUUCAAUAAACUAUAUCGUCAGUU
Argiope bruennichi is the source of this 871-nucleotide messenger RNA. RefSeq names its product peritrophin-1-like. Lineage: Eukaryota; Metazoa; Arthropoda; Arachnida; Araneae; Araneidae. The coding region runs from base 149 to 649 and encodes 166 amino acids. Gene Ontology annotation, cellular component: extracellular region. The transcript is spliced from 5 exons. The record is from RefSeq and is a predicted model, not a curated record. Gene Ontology annotation, molecular function: chitin binding.